This is a messenger RNA of Aspergillus homomorphus CBS 101889, 618 nucleotides long. RefSeq lists its product as uncharacterized. Lineage: Eukaryota; Fungi; Ascomycota; Eurotiomycetes; Eurotiales; Aspergillaceae. The record is from RefSeq and is a predicted model, not a curated record. The transcript has 2 exons. Bases 1 to 618 code for a protein of 205 amino acids.
AUGAAUUUCCGUGAGAAGGUUCGACGAGUGUUUCGCCGGAGCAGUAGCUCCUCCUCGUCUAAUUCGAAGGGCAACGGCAUCAAGAUCGAAUAUUAUAAACGCCAUGAGAUUCCUCGCUCCAAAUUCAAGGGUCCCUUCGAUCGGGAACACCAACGACGCCUCGCAGCAUGGUCCUUCCAGGGAGCACAAGAAGAGCGACGCCGGUCUCUAGACUUAUCACUGUCCCCUUGUGCAUCGUUACCGGGUUACUUGAGACCUCCAUGUAAUGACGAGGAGGACCUCGCCCCGGAUCAGAUCCAAAUUGCUGCACCGGAGGUGGAUGUCACGGAUGCCUCGAUUUCCGUUAGCCAUGACGAGUACGCCCAAGGCCGCCAGGGAGACAGCAGCGGCUCGUCUUCCUCGACCGCAGUCGACCCGGAGAGCUACAGCGAGUCCAUUAUGACUCUCCUCCCCGACGAGCAUGAGGAUCCGAUCGCUCUGCUGAAAGAAUCCAUUCGAUACACGUCUCCCGUCGUACGGGCCAUAUCACCACCUCCAAUGUCGCCCAGGGGCUCGUAUAUGCCAUUCGCCCCGGAGGAUCUGACACGAGCGUUGAACGCCGUGCAGAUCUGCUACUAG